AUGGAGCCGACGAACCACCUCGGUCAUAGUUACAACAAACAACCCGACGUGGACGCGUACAACAUUGGCAGGGGCGGCAAGCGCUAUUCCGGCGAUGUCAAGGUCUGCCCCCUCACCAGCAGCGGGGAGCACGGUCGGAAGGGCGCUUUUGUCGCUUUCGGCAACACCGAAUCAUUCUACCGGAACAUGGUCAUGGGGCAUGGGCCCUACUGCGAGGAGGGAGAGGGAGGGGGGGGGAGGGUGGUGGGCGGCGACCGCCGCAUACCGUCCUAUGGCGGCGAGUAUCGCUACGCCAGGGAGGACAAGGACGUCGGCGUGCAGCUGCUGCUGUUCGAGUCGUUCGGUGGGUUCGGGAAGGGGGUUGGCGAGAUCCUGUGGAAGGCGGCGAACGUGCUGCAGAACAAACUGACGCGGGCCCAGUACCUCGAUGAG
Molecule: messenger RNA, 432 nt
Organism: Emiliania huxleyi CCMP1516
Lineage: Eukaryota; Haptophyta; Isochrysidales; Noelaerhabdaceae
Exons: 2
Source: RefSeq, a predicted model, not a curated record